AGACGUGCAACUGACCCCGUCACGUGUUAAAGCGCGAGGGCCAUAUCUAAACUCUUUGGCAUAUCAUGUAAGCGAAUACCGUGUUCACUUCGGGAGACGCAUAUCACAAUUUGAAACAAAUACCAUUAUCAGGAGUCGAUAAAGAGAAGAAUCAAAACCUAAACAUGAUGUCUGAGGCGUGUUGUUUUGUUAAAAUGCUUUUUCGUCGAGUGCAAUUACGUCGUCGUCGCUUCGCUUCUAUAUUACUCAUCGUUUCCAGUGGAAUUGUGUUUGUAUUAUAUUUUGAGGCCUAUGGCUUUUUUUUCGGUUCCUCUCAAUCCACGUUUCCGAAGACUCGAGUGAAAUUUGUGAAACACGUUGGAAACUCUAGUUCUGCUUGUCGUCUGCCGAAUUUGGAUCCAUUCCACCCCAGCUUGAUGAAAUUUAUGAAAGAUCUUGGCAAGCUUCAGUGUAGUGGAGAGAGACAUUCGAACUUCAGAGAUAACGUCUUGGAAGUGAAAGGAGAAGGAUUAUCCUCUGUGCGAUACAGUGUGAUCGGACGACCACGCGGAGAUGAUUUCCACGCUAAACUAUCCGAUCCCAUCCAUUUGGUGAACGAGGCGCUUCCAGAGCAGAAGCAACGAAAGGCAAAUCUGUGGUCGAGGUUCAAAUCAUGGCUUCCAUUCUCAGGUAAUUCCAGGGCGUUUGUCGGAAAAGCAACAGUUAAAACUGACUUUGUGCGAGUGGAUGCGGGCAGAACUUGGGGAAGAACUCAAACGGACAUGCUCUUGCAAGUGUCUCCUAAAGAGGAAGUUUUAUCAAGGCCUCUGAAGCCUGGUGGUAUUCCGCUCGAUGUCGCUCUGAUUAUGUUGGACUCCGUUUCUGAUGCUCACUUCAGAAGGAAAAUGCCUAACACUUUGAAGUAUUUGAUCGAACACCAGACCACAGUUUUUCUACAAGGCGAGACAAUUGUUGGGGAUGGAACAACAGCCGCAAUGUCGGCUAUGCUCACCGGGAUAGCUGAAAAGAUGCAACCUGAAGCAAGAAGGAGUGAGCCUAAUGCUGAGCCGGUGGACAAGUGGAGGUGGAUUUUUAAAGAUUUCAAAGAAAAGGGAUACGCCACUUUAUUCUCAGAGGACGAUGCAAAGUUUGGCUCGUUUUCCUACCGUCUACACGGGUUUAAAGAGCCACCCUCAGAUCAUUAUAGCAGACCGUUUUGGUUAGAGGCCUUAAAAAUUAAAGAUGAUUAUUGUUUAGGUAGCCAAGCUGUUCAUAACAUCUCACUAGAGUAUCUUUUAAGCUUUUAUCGUGGAUACAAAGAAAAACGGAAGUUUGCUAUAAUAGCAAUCAACAUAUGUCAUGACGAUCAGAAUGCCUUAGGUUAUGCUGACGAAGACUUAAAGAGCUUUAUAAAAAAGUUUGACGAAGAGUCCUUCUUGAAAAACACUCUUUUAGUUAUAUUUGGUGAUCAUGGAGCUCGAUUCUCUGUCCAAAGAAAGACAAUCCAAGGGAAGCUAGAAGAGAGACUUCCUUAUCUGUCACUUACAGCUCCGAAGUGGUUCACAGAGAAGUACCCAGAUUUAUACACCAAUUUGAUCCAUAAUUCUAAAGUACUAACCACACCCUUUGACGUGUACGCAACCCUGCGUCACAUCCUUUCGUAUCCAAGUUAUCCGAGCGGGAUAACAACUGGUCAAAGCCUGCUUAACAGGAUUGACAAAGAGAAUCGCACAUGCGAAAAUGCUGGUGUUGAGGAACAUUGGUGUCCAUGUCUUAACUUUGAAGAAAUUUCGAUCGAUGACCCUUGGAUAGAGAAGUCUGCUGAAUUUAUAAUUAGCUAUAUCAACAAUUUGAUGUUUCAGAAGCACUCCGGAUUGAGAAAACUGUGCCACCAACUUGUUCUAAAAGAAAUAACGCACGGUUAUCGUGACAUGCCAAGCGGGAAAGUGCAGUUCUUGAAGAAGACACAUCGCGACGAGAAAUGUGAUUCUUGUGGGUUGUCGUACGGUAAGAAAUCAGUUAAUACCCUGGCACAGAACACAAUGUAUCACCUACAACUGGAAACAUCGCCAAAUGAUGCAUUUUAUGAAGCAACGGUUAAAAUGAAGGAGGGCGAGCCAUCACUUGUAGGAGACAUUAGUCGUAUCGAUGCUUAUAGUGAUCAGCCGCAUUGUAUCAUGGACAGAUUUCCGCUUUUACGGAAGUAUUGUUAUUGCUUGCGACAGCGGUCGAGAUGAUUAAAUUUGCAAUGAGACAGAGACCUGUUUCAAUGAAUGUUCAACGCCUUUUUAUUCGAGUUCAGGUUAUUUAAACCCAUGGUGAAUACCUACAAAGAGUUUUAAAGAAAUAAUCUUCACUUGAACUCCGGUUUGGGUUUCAGUCGACGAUAACUGAAGCACGACAAAUGGGUAGUAAGAAUGAGCAUGGAAAAAAGAUAACAAGUAACUUGGAGUCUUGUGAAAAAAAGCGCUUAAUCGAAGUAGGCUAUUGGUAACUGGUUUAGAAGUAGUUAAUAACGUUUGUUUAAAAAAAUAACAAAAGAAAAGAAAACAAAGAAAAGGGGACUAAAAUUAUUGAAGGGGAACAGAAGAUCACUUUUAUAAUAAUAUCAAUAGCGAUUUCGUAAAACUUUUGACAAUAAAAAUGAACUGUAAAAUACGACGUUUCGACCAAAUUUUUUUUAUUAUUUUUUUUUAAUGAGCUUCUAAUUAUUUCUUCUCUUUGUAUGUUCUUACUUUCCGUUUACACUUCUAAAAAAUUUUAUGCUUCUUACACGCAUAUAUAAAUCCAUCGUGACAUUCUUACUAUUCACUUGAAUGGUAAUGACCGAAGUUUGGUCGAAACGUCGUCUUUUAUCGUUCACUUUUAUUGUCAAAAGUUAUAAUAAUAUAGUACAUUUAAUAAGAAACUUCUUUAAUAGUGAAAUAACGGGAAUUAUUCAUCAGCCGCUGGUAGGAUUUAGCGUCUAUUCAAACCGUAAACUAGUCUAGCUCUACAUUCAUAGGAGACUUUUAAUCCACAGCUUAUUUUUUUAAAACGCUCUCUGGCUACUGUUAACUGUCAAACAUUGACUGGUAAACUUUCUACCAAACGUUUUGGAUUAAAGUUGCAAUAAAAGGAGACAAGAUGAUCCCUGCCUCACACUGCACGGUUUUUUUUAAUCUAAAUGUGCGGAGAAAUUAGAGACCGAACGCACUUAGUUGUUAGUGCUAAAUACAAAACCUUAGUUGUGAAAGCCAGUGCGAAAAAUCAGUUCGCAUCAUAGGCUUUGCCGGCACUGUUACCUUGUGUUUCCUCGGCCUUAAAAAUCAGCAUGACUGUGUAGCUCUGUUAAUGAAUUGAGCUGUUUAUAAUGAACAAUUUUUAGGUCUUUUUAUUGUGUGACGAGCGCCAUCAGUACUUUUACUACUGUCACAUGUAACCCUCUUUAACUAAAGUCUUGACUUACUAAAGUACUUACGGGUUAUUUUUACAGCCAUUUCGUUUAGUUUUAGAAAAAAUGAAAAUGUUUUAAAUAACUAGCGGCCUAGGUCGGUCAGCAUUGGGAAAAACUGUGCCCUAGGUCCUGGAUACUGCCCUCGGCUUACGGCCUUAGACGGCAUUCAAGCUCUCGAGCACAUGUCGUUUUUCAGGAUACAGACCUCCCUACUGGUAAAUGAUUAAAUUCUGAUCGAUGGUU
This is a messenger RNA of Pocillopora damicornis (cauliflower coral), 3658 nucleotides long. RefSeq lists its product as uncharacterized. The record is from RefSeq and is a predicted model, not a curated record. Lineage: Eukaryota; Metazoa; Cnidaria; Anthozoa; Scleractinia; Pocilloporidae.